AUGUCAGCUCUAACGAAAUGGUCAGAUGUCGCAAAUACCUCGCCGAAGGAUGAGAAAUCCUCCUCCCUUGCCAACGGCGUCAAUGGCCACUCGCCCGAGCACACCCACCCUCACGACCAUGAACACACGAAUACCGACGACCCCAACGCCGGAGCGCUGUUCCAGGUCACCGUAAAGCUGCCGCAUAAACCCUAUAAGCAGUCUAUAAUGGUGACAUAUCAAGAGCAAGUUCAAGAUGUGCGUCAGUCCAUUGUCGAGACUCCCGAUACCUUCCAGUACACCUGCUUUCAUCUCGAGCACAACGGCCAGCGGAUCAAUGACUUCGUGGAGCUCUCCGAAGUCAAGGACCUGAAGCCUGAUGACGAGUUGGUUCUUGUUGAGGACCCCUACACUGAAAAGGAGGCCAGGCUACAUGUUGUUCGGAUUCGGGAGCUCAUCGGCGCCACUGGUGACCGAUCUGACCUGCUUCAUGGCAUUAAUGCCGGCUUGUCACUCCAUGAUGACAAGUUCGGCUCCGGUCAAGCCCAAGCCCAAGCACUUUCUACUAGCAAGUCUGAAGAGAACCCGCUGGCUGGCUACGAGGUCGAUGGCCGCCCGUCCUUGGAAGCCGUCUUGCCCUCACACGAGGAUCCGCUGCCCAAGACUAUCAAGUCGCUUUCGGUGUCUCAGUGGAAUCCCCCACCCUAUCACCUGCGCCAACGAGGCCACUUACUGUACCUGGUCCUCACUACCAACGAGGGUGAGCAGCAUCAGAUCACGGCUACUGUGUCGGGCUUCUAUGUCAACAAGUCCUCCAGCAACAAGUUCGACCCCUUGCCCAGACCGGCUCCCAAAAACUACAGUGCUCAUUCUUUGUUGACUCUAAUCUCACUGGUGUCGCCUUCGUUCAAUGAGGCAUUCGUCGAGCUUCAAAAGAUGAACGGCCGGAAGGAUCUGCUCACCACGUUUCCCUUCCAGAAUGCCAUCCCCUCGAAUCCCUGGCUGGUUCCAUCUGGGUACACACAGGGAAUCCAGCACCAGGCAGACCCCACAAGACCUCAGGAAGCAUACUUGAUCGGCGGGGCAGACGGGGCCGAGAACCUUCGAGACUGGAACGAGGAGUUUCAGACCACACGGGAACUGCCCCGGGAAACUCUGCAAGACAGAGUGUUCCGUGAGCGACUGACCUCCAAGCUGUUUGCGGACUACAAUGACGCUGCAGCCCGGGGUGCCGUGCUUGUAGCACGAGGUGAGGUCGCUCCUCUGAAUCCUACUGAAGGCCGAGACGCCCAAAUAUUCAUCUAUAACAACAUCUUCUAUUCGUUUGGAGCCGAUGGCGUGCAAACCUUUGCUAGCGAAGGUGGCGACGAGGCUGCUCGAGUCGCUGUCGGCAAAGACGUCGCUGGGGUCAAGGCCGUCAACCAGCUGGAUAUCAAUGGGCUUUUCACUCCUGGCACGGUUGUGGUCGAUUAUCUUGGCAAGCGUAUCGUUGGCCAGAGCAUCGUUCCGGGCAUCUUCAAGCAACGGGAACCUGGUGAGCACCAGAUCGAUUACGGUGGUGUCGAGGGUAGGGACGUUGUGACUGAGAACGAAGCUUUUGUCCCUGCUUUCGAAAAGCUCUCCAAGUCUUUGCACGUCAAGAAGCAUGCCGUGUGGGAUAAGGAAGGCAAGAGGCACGAACUAGAGGGUAGUGUCGAGACCAAGGGUCUGUUGGGCACCGACGGCCGCAAGUACGUCCUCGAUCUCUAUCGCAUCACUCCUCUCGACGUAGCCUGGUCUGAGGAUGUUGAGGCCGACGCUACUGGCGACAAGUACCCCCACAGGAUGGCUGUAUUGAGGCUGGAAUUGGUCGAGGCUUACUGGCGCACGAAAAUGCAAGAAUAUGUUCGCGCGGAAGUGGAAAAGCGGCGUACCAAGCAAACCAAUGGUCAUACCGAAACAACUAACCAGAUUGAAGAGGCUCGCCCCAAUGGCCACAGCGCUGACUCCGAGGGAAAAGAAGAAAAGACACCCGAGACUUCAGAAGAGCCGGAGAAAGACAGCGCUGCGCUCGAACAGGAACGUGUCGACAUCUCGAACUUCAAUCUGGCUCUCAACCCCGACGUGUGCAGCGGACAAUUGCCCCAGACAGAGGAGGAGAAGGAAGAGUAUGCUGCGGACGAGAAAGAAGUCAGGGCGGUGUGCGAUUUCUUGAGGAAUAAAGUCAUCCCCGAAUUGAUCACGGACCUCCACGAUGGCGAUGUCGGCUUCCCAAUGGACGGACAAUCCCUCUGUCAACUUAUGCACAAACGGGGUAUCAACAUCAGAUACCUAGGAAGACUUGCGAAAGCUGCGGAAACGAAAGGCCAUCGCCUUCAGGCAUUCUCCACCGUCUUGCAGCAGGAAAUGGUCGCUCGAGCAUUCAAGCACGUCCUCAACGGUUACCUGCGCCAUCUACCCGCUGUUUUUGCGGGUGCUUGCAUCUCAUAUCUGCUGAACUGCUUGCUGUGUGUGGAGGUGAAUUCCAAUCCCCGGCCGGAAAUUGACGAGGAUCUGAGGGCGCUGUACCCUGAAGGGGAUUACUCAUUUGAAAAAGUGAGUCCCUCCAAACUACAGGAUGCAAUCGAGAAGCAGGUCAAGACUCGAUAUCGAUAUGAGUUGAAGGACAACUGGCUGGCAUCAAUUCACCCACUACCCCUCCUCCGAGAGGUCUCCUUGAAACUUGGCCUCCAGCUAGCGGCUCGAGAAUAUACCUUCAGCAAAGGAGUCCAUCUGUAUCUUGACUCAUCGCCUGCUAGAAGCAGCAGUGACACUCACUCCACCAACGGUGCACAGCCAGACGAAGGUAGCAAGAAGAAGAAAAAGAAAGGUGGUGAGCACGCCCAAGGCAAUGGCACCGUUGUCAAAGCGUCCGGCACUUUCACCGCGGACGAUAUUCUUAAUAUUGCCCCAGUCGUCAAGGAUGCUGCUCCGAGGAGCGCAUUGGCCGAAGAAGCCUUGGAAGCUGGCAAGAUCUCGCUGGCUCAAGGCCAAAAGCAGCUGGGUCAGGAGUUGGUGCUCGAAUCUCUAUCGCUGCAUGAACAGAUCUACGGCAUUCUACAUCCGGAAGUCGCUAAGAUGUACCAUUCCUUGUCCACCAUUUACUACCAAAUCGACGAGAAGGAGGCCGCGGUUGAGUUGGCCCGGAAGGCCGUGAUUGUGACCGAGCGGACUCUAGGGGUGGACUCGCACGAUUCCAUCCUGGCCUAUCUCAACCUGUCGCUUUUUGAACACCACGUUGGCAACACUAGGCAGGCAUUAAAAUAUGUCAGGCAUGCCUUGGACGUCUGGAAGAUCAUCUUCGGACCCAAUCAUCCCGACUCUAUCACGACGAUGAACAAUGCCGCAGUCAUGCUCCAGUCCCUCAAAGAAUAUUCCGAGUCUCGCAAAUGGUUUGAGGCCUGCUACACCGUUUGCGAGGGGCUUUUCGGACGUCAGUCGAUCAAUGCCGCUACCAUUCUCUUCCAACUGGCACAGGCCUUGGCUCUGGACGGCGAUUCCAAGGGCGCUGUCAACAAGAUGCGCGACGCGUAUAACAUCUUCCUCGCAGAGCUUGGCCCAACUGACCGAAACACCAAGGAAGCGGAAAGCUGGCUUGAGCAAUUGACGCAAAACGCGGUCUCGCUGGCGAAGCAAGCCAAGCUUUUGCAAAACCGUCGCUUUGGCAUCCGCCAUCUCCCUCGGAUGGGUGCAGGUACAAGGCUUCAACCACAAAGUGCCAGCACUGCAGCUCCCAAUUCAAGCACUAGGCCUUCUGCCGUGGAGCCGAAUGUACGAACUGGGACUGGCAAUGUUUCGAUGGACUCCAGAAGCAUUGACGAGUUGUUGAAGUACAUCGAAGGAAACGAUGCGGGGACCAGCACCCGCACAAAUCAAAAGAAAAAGUCACUAAAUCCCAAAGCCAGAGGGUCACGGAAAGUCGCAAGCACCUAA
Capronia epimyces CBS 606.96 is the source of this 3930-nucleotide messenger RNA. RefSeq names its product protein TIF31. Gene Ontology annotation, molecular function: mRNA binding; protein binding. Gene Ontology annotation, cellular component: cytoplasm. The record is from RefSeq and is a predicted model, not a curated record. Bases 1 to 3930 code for a protein of 1309 amino acids. Lineage: Eukaryota; Fungi; Ascomycota; Eurotiomycetes; Chaetothyriales; Herpotrichiellaceae. The transcript has a single exon. Gene Ontology annotation, biological process: intracellular distribution of mitochondria.